AUGGGAAAGCGGGCCAAGAAGACUAAAGCAGCCCUGGUCUCAAGAACCCUAAAUAUCGGGCAAUACAUGCAGGGAAACCUCCCUCGCAUGGCGCCCAAAAUGGUGGACCAACAUGCUGAAAUCUCGUCGUCCGAGGAGGAAGCCUCUCUAGACACACUGGAUGAGAUCCCCCAAGCUGGCGGCCUGCAUAUGGAAUCCUCAGAUGAAGAGAACAACACCCCAGCCACAAAAGGGGAUAUGAAAUCGCUCCUCCGAGACAUCCGCAAGAUGUUCCAAGCGGACCUAGCAAUACUGAGGGAAGAUAUGCUCUCACACACAGUACGACUCAAGGCUGUAGAGGAGACGUCUGCUCACCUCAAAGCCGAGCAAACCACAGAAGCGGCUAACAGAUUCACAAGCCACAAUUACACAAAAUUUACGGCAUAUGAAGACCGCAACCGCAGCAAGAAUAUCAAAAUUAAAGGUAUCCCUACCUCGGUGGAGAAGUUGGAACUGCCACAUGAGACACCUGACUCAGCACAUACUUCCACACUAGCAGGCCAGAAACAUCCUGAUAGACAAAAUCUACAGAAUCCGCAGGCAGGGCAGACUGCCCCAACAAACGAACAGUGA
Molecule: messenger RNA, 612 nt
Organism: Pelobates cultripes (western spadefoot toad)
Lineage: Eukaryota; Metazoa; Chordata; Amphibia; Anura; Pelobatidae
Source: the annotation of a GenBank genome assembly